Messenger RNA from Spinacia oleracea (spinach), 906 nucleotides. RefSeq names its product putative F-box protein At1g33530. The coding region runs from base 1 to 906 and encodes 301 amino acids. The record is from RefSeq and is a predicted model, not a curated record. NCBI's taxonomy places the organism in Eukaryota, Viridiplantae, Streptophyta, Magnoliopsida, Caryophyllales, Amaranthaceae. Gene Ontology annotation, molecular function: protein binding. The transcript has a single exon.
AUGGCUUCAUCGCAUUCUUCGACGUCAUCUCAAGGUUGCAUACUACCCGAUGAUCUGAUCCACGAUAUUUUAUUGCAAUUGCCUGUGAAAUCGCUUCUUCGAUUCAAAUCAGUAUGCAAGUCUUGGAAAUCUAUAAUCACCAACCACAAAUUUACCAUAGCCCAUUCACGCCUUACAAUGCACAACUUUUCGUCUUUUCUGAUGGUUCGAUCCGAUAAAACAUUGUUCUCUCUGAGUAUAAGUCUUAAUCCGUACGGUAACACUACCGAUAUCAAAGGUAAAUUCGUAGGAUUACCUUCAAAAUUAGUGUUGGAAGAUGGUUUCUUUUAUCCGCUUGGAUCAUGUCAGGGACUCUUAUGCAUUUAUGCUUUUGACAAUAAGAAAACAAGAAAUAUUUAUCUAUGGAAUAUUGCGACCAACAUUUGCAGGUGUAUCAAAUCCCCUCCGAUAAAACCUGGAUAUUAUAGGGUUUUGAAAUGCGGGUUUGGUUUUGUUUCUUCUACUAAUGACUACAAAAUCUUACUGGUAAUCGGGUAUGGGUCUGAUAGUACUCGUAUUACAAUUCAUGUAUACUCAUUACGGAAUGAUGAAUGGAGGAAAUUAGAUAUAAAUACGGUAAAGGUUCUACCUGGAGUUCUCAUCCGAGGUUACAACAAUACUAGAGGGUUUAGUCCUCGGGUAGUGGAUCCAGUUGUAUUGAAUGAAGCAUUACAUUGGGUGGUUGAUUCAAUCAUCCUCAAAUUUGAUUUAGUCACUGAAACAUUUGAAAUACUAUCGAAUCUAAUUCAAACCGAAGAUGUUAGAUUUUCACAACUUACAUUAAUUGGGGUAACAGAAGACAAUAAAUUGUGUCUUUGUCAGCAAGAAAUGUUAGGCUAUAGGGAGCCUUUUAACAUUGUGACAUGA